UGGAAAAUGGUCCAAUCACGCCCCAUUCCUGGGUUCAUUUGGGGCAAGGAACAUGGCGGAAGAAGGUCCGGGUGCUGGCGAUGCCGCCGCCGCCGUGCACGGCCGAGUGACAGGAUUGAUCGUCCCACCACCAGAGAUCCGCGCUGUGGUGGACAAGACGGCGCAGUUCGUGGCAAGGAAUGGACGCAGCUUUGAGCGCAAGAUCGCAGGCGAGGUCAUCUCGGCCAAGUUUAGUUUCCUGCGGGCGUCCGACCCGUACAACGCGUACUACGAACAUAAGGUGGCCGAGUUCGAAGCCCAGACUGCCGAGCCAGUAGCUCCAGCUCCUGCCAAGGACACGGAGGAAGGGGCGUCCCAAGGUGACACGAAGGACGCAGCAUCAGUCGAGAAGGCUGCAGAGCCCGACGACACGACGACGACAACCGCCAUCGAAGAAGGCGUCGUGGCCAAGAAGCCCGUGGAGGCCGUGGUGAGCAAGAGUUUGAAGAACCUCAAGGACAAGAACACCAACUUGGAUGCGCCACCCGCCGACGAGCAGUUCAAGCAGAAACACCCGACGCUGACGCCUCUGGACCAGGAGAUCAUGUACAUGACUGCGCAGUACACGGCCGUGAGCGGGAAGCCGUUCUUGUCUGGGCUGGCGACGCGGGAGCAGCGCAACCCUCAGUUUGACUUUCUCAAGCCGACGCAUCCGUUGUUUGCGUACUUUACGUUCCUCGUGGAGAGUUAUGCCAAGAUUCUGACGGCCAAGGCACACCACGCGAAAAACAAAACAGGUCUUAACGUGUCCAACCCGUUGAUGGAUGCUCUCGAGGCGGGCGUCAAUCGCAUGCACGUGCUGGACCGAUGUGUGCACAAACACGAGUGGAUGCGGCGGGAAGAAGAGGCGCAGCGGCGCGAGGCCAUGGAGACCGAUGUGGAUAAGAUCGCGUAUCUGCAGAUCGACUGGCAUGACUUUGUGGUGGUGGAAACCAUCACGUUUGACGUGGACGACGCGACCGGCGCCGGCGAUCCGUUGCCAUACCUGGAAAACGAUCCAGCAUCUACUUCAUCUCAUCAAGCUGAUGCGUUGAACCAAGACGAUAUGGACAUGGACGUGGAGGACGAGGAGCGGCCGGCGGAACUCAAGGUUGUGGAAGACUAUGUGCCCCGGGGGGCGGCCACCACGGCGCCGUCCGUACACAUCACGUCUGUGGACGGCCAGACGAUUCACUCGGAGCAAGCUAAUGAACACAUGCGCAUCCUCCUGCAAGCGCCCAAGUACCGCGAAGAAAAGGCGCGCCACCUGCAGAAGGUGCAAGACACGCCAUUCGCCCCAGGGUCUGCCAUCGCCGACAACUUCAAGCGGUUCGCCACCAAGCGAUCCGACAUCUUCACGUCCUCCGCCGACGACGAGGCCAGGCUCGUGCAUGCGACGCAGCACCCCGCGCCCCCCCCGCCGCCGCAGGACGACGACGACGGACAGCACCAGUACCUCCCCGUCCAAACGCAGGCCAGAGGCAAUAAUCCACCCCCUGUCGCAUACCACAUCCCCCCGUCUCAGAAACCCCCGCCGCCGCGUCUGCCGCCCCCCGCAGGCUUUGCGCCCCCGCCACCUCCACCGCCGCCACAGCCAGCACCAGCACAAGGUGUGGUGGCUCAGGCACCCCCGAGAGCGCAUCCGCUGCUGCCGCCGCAUUUGGGCGUGCCGAUGCCGGUGGGGAUGGCGGGCAUGGGCAUGCCGCUUGUGAGUGGGAUGGUGAUUCCGCUGCCGACAGCCGUCCCGCCGCCGCCGCCGUCCCAACCUGCCCCGACGGCGGACGGAUCGACCUCCGAAACGCAACCGCCCGCCAAGCGGCAGCGUGUAGACGGAGUGAUCUUGCUGCCAGAAGAUGAAUGGGCGGCCCAGCGACCGGGCCCAGUGCGACUAUGUGUGACGGUGCCGUACGAGCCAGACAACUCGCAGUGGAAGCUGGCGGGGCAGACGCUCAUUCUUGAUGUGGAUAUCCUGACUCUGGUUCGAGAUGUCAAGACCCGCGUGUAUGAAGCCACAGGGAUGCCCGUCGCCAAGCAGCAGAUCAAGGCGCCUGUCGUCGGCUUUCUCAAAGACUCGCUCACGUGUGCACAUUACAACUUUGACGACGACGUUGUGAUGGAGCUCAGCGCGCGCCAGCGCGGGGGCCGCCGUUAACAUGUACUAGUUACAGUACCUACUAGUGUACCGCCUAGUAAAGGUCACUCAAUCUCGACUCUCGAUGCUUCAUAUCGACGACACUAAUCUAAACACGAAAACACCACACACUAUUUACUGCUUGGUUGGCCGCCUCGUUCAAAGUAGUUAUCUCUUUUGCGCGGUGUAUGGUAUCGACGUUAAUAAUAUAUUAA
Messenger RNA from Aphanomyces astaci, 2364 nucleotides. RefSeq lists its product as hypothetical. Gene Ontology annotation, cellular component: U2 snRNP; catalytic step 2 spliceosome; U2-type prespliceosome. The transcript is spliced from 2 exons. Bases 53 to 2170 code for a protein of 705 amino acids. NCBI's taxonomy places the organism in Eukaryota, Oomycota, Saprolegniomycetes, Saprolegniales, Verrucalvaceae. Gene Ontology annotation, molecular function: protein binding; RNA binding. The record is from RefSeq and is a predicted model, not a curated record. Gene Ontology annotation, biological process: mRNA cis splicing, via spliceosome; regulation of alternative mRNA splicing, via spliceosome.